AUGUACAAAAACAGAAGCGACCGUAAUAUUGCAUCAAUUAUCGAUGAAGCGAUCGUUCUUUGGAAUCGAAACGAAAUUCAGGAAUGUGUCACUCUUCUCGACGAGUAUUUACGCAGAUUUCAAUACAUCGAUGAUAGCGAACAACAGCAAAUUGAUACCAGUUAUAACGGUGCUACAAAUGGCCCUAACAUUGAUAAUGAAGCAAACAUUGAUACCAAUGAGAUCAGCAUACUUGCAAUGCACAACAAUGCAAAUGAACUGUUAAAACUUGUGAAUCUGAUUUUGAUAGUGUGCAUAAUCAAUCCGAACAAUGAAGAUUCUGUUGUUGAAGCGUUAGCAAUAGCUGAACGUUUUGUAUGCGAUCAGUUGAAACGCUCAAAUCCAUUAAUGGGUACUCAAACAAAUGUCAGCGCAGAAUCAACAAGACAGUGUUUGCGCAGAAUUCAGCAAACAUCUCUUUAUUGCUUUCGAGUUGAGCGAUUCGUAUUAUGCUGGUACAAACAACAAGGUGACCAGCUACGAGUUUUUUUCAUCACCGAAGCCAGUCCAACGAAUCAUCUUUCGAAAUUUUAUGCGCAUUUUUUGGAACAAUUUCUAUUGAGCAGUAAAUUAAAGUGUUACGAAUUGAGUGAAUUCGAGAAACUCAAAUCAGAAGCGAACGUCCUCAUAAAUGUCGAUUCGUUUGGUGGUGUGCAAUAUGAGAAUAGAAUCGCUUUGCACAGUGUUUCAAAAUGCUCUACAACAAGAACUGAUCAGAAAAUUUGCCUUCUGAUUGCCACUGACGAUCGAAAUUCUCUUCAAAUCGAUCAUGUUCACUGCAUGAAUGAAGAUGAUCUCAUCUGGAAGCUGCAGGUAUGCUCACUAGCUCUUCUUGACUGUUCACGACUCAAAAUGGACUCAUUCUCAAUUCUGCAAUAUCAAUUGAGCAUCAAUAUAGCUUUUGUUCUCAAUGAUCCAUGUGAAAAAGUAACGAAAGCUCUGUUGAUAGCAGGUGCUGAAUGUGUUGUAAACAUCAACAGUGAAUUCAACGAAGACCUUAAAAUUGUUUUGCAAAAACUUAUAAACGGUGAAUCCUUGGAAAAUUGCUUGGAAGACCUAAAAGGUACUCCACUACGAUUGUACGGUAAUCGUAAUGCCAUUUGCCAUUCAAAUGCUCUCCAGUCAUGGAGAAAAGCCGUAAUAUCAACUGAAAAUUUGGAUGGCAAUGAUUUGAUAAAUGUUGAAUAUCCUCAAUAUGUUGAAUUUGUCGAAGAAUUGAAACGAUUACCAUCUCAACGAUACUCACGUAUCAUAGAUCUAAUGCAGUCAAACAAUACUCAACAAAUUUAUGCGUUUAUGAAUGAAUUGGAAAAUGAAUUGGAACAGUUGACUUCUAAUGAGGGUUCCACUUCUUGUUUUCUUACGACCGUGCAAUCAAAUGAACGAACAAGCGAUUGCAACGGCGAGAUUAAGGGGUUGAUCGCACUUUGCAAGCGUGUUUUUGAUGAUCACCUGUGCGGAUUAGACGAUACAGACUCGAUGCAUUUCGAAGAUGCGCAUCUCAACGAGUUGAUGAAGUCGUUCGCAUUGAAAGAAAGGGAAGUCAAGAGAAGGCGACGGAGAAGGAAAUGUUCAGUCGCAAGAAAAUGCUGGUCUGAAGGCGAAGGUGCAGUCGAUCAUGCAAUUUUUUUAAAAUUCUGA
Molecule: messenger RNA, 1680 nt
Organism: Anisakis simplex (herring worm)
Lineage: Eukaryota; Metazoa; Nematoda; Chromadorea; Rhabditida; Anisakidae
Source: the annotation of a GenBank genome assembly